Molecule: messenger RNA, 1109 nt
Organism: Belonocnema kinseyi
Lineage: Eukaryota; Metazoa; Arthropoda; Insecta; Hymenoptera; Cynipidae
Product: odorant receptor Or2-like
Exons: 7
Coding region: 260-1018 (252 amino acids)
Biological process (GO): sensory perception of smell; detection of chemical stimulus involved in sensory perception of smell
Cellular component (GO): plasma membrane
Molecular function (GO): odorant binding; olfactory receptor activity
Source: RefSeq, a predicted model, not a curated record
UAUCUUGAAAGCUUUUUGCGCCUAUGCCCUUUUACUUUGCCGCCCUUCAAAUUAUUCUCUAUUUUUUCAUUUCACAAUAUCAAAGUAAAAUUUCGAAUAAUUUCAGCUGAAAGUUCUGCUGGAGACAAUCGAAAGGGACUGGAAAACGUGGUCGUCGACACCGGAAAUUGAGAUUAUAAGGAAAUACGCCAUUGAUGGAAAUAAACUUAGAGUAACAUUUGGAAAAUUUCUGUGCGGAGGAUUAGCAGUUUUUCUUGUCAUGCCACUUGUACCACAGGUUUUAAAUGUGAUACUGCCAUUGAAUGAAACAAGGCCUAAAAUUCCGCUUUUCAUUGCUGAAUUUUAUAUUGACAAAGAUCAAUACUAUUAUUUGAUUUUCAUUCAUAAUUAUUGCACUACUUUUCUCUUCAUAUUGUUCUAUUUGAUUGGAGACAUAAUUCUUAUGGCGAGUGUUCAACAUGCUUCUGGAGUGCUUGCAGCCAUAGGAUAUAGACUUAAUAGUAUCAUGAACAGUGAGAAUUAUAAUUCUACUAGUGGGAGUAAAAUCAAACAACAAAUUUUUGAGGACAUCAGCUUCUGUGCGAAAGAGCAUAUGAACAUAAUAAUUUUCGUUAAAGACAUCCACGAAUGUUGUUCAACGGCAUUUUUUGUGACAAUCGCAAUUAACAUGGUGAGCAUAAGCGUAGUAGGUGUGCAGGCAGUCACCCACUUAGACGAUCCAGACCAAGCUAUAAGAUAUGCUACUUCAGCGAUUAAUCAAAUAGUUCAUCUCUUUUGUCUAUCCGUGCCUUGUCAACAAUUGACAAACGAGGGCAAUAACAUCUCUGAUUGCAUAUAUAAUGGAAAAUGGUAUGAGUUUCCUGUGAGAUCAAAAAAGCUGUUGCUAAUGAUAAUGAAAAAAAGCAGCGAACCAUGUCAAUUUACUGCUGGAAAGAUUUAUACAUAUUCAAUGCAAAGUUUCGCAACGGUCCUCAAAACGUCGAUGUCUUACUUCACUGUAUUGUCUUCAUUCCAGUAAUUCCUACAAAUACGACAACUGUGACCUGAAUCAUAAAAAAUUAUAUUUUAAAAAAUUCUAGAUAACAUAUGCGUAAGAAUUAUAUUUUGUU